Pungitius pungitius (ninespine stickleback) is the source of this 2452-nucleotide messenger RNA. Its product is annotated as cadherin-like protein 26. The record is from RefSeq and is a predicted model, not a curated record. Gene Ontology annotation, molecular function: calcium ion binding; cadherin binding. Bases 1 to 2448 code for a protein of 815 amino acids. Gene Ontology annotation, cellular component: plasma membrane; adherens junction; catenin complex. Gene Ontology annotation, biological process: cell morphogenesis; homophilic cell-cell adhesion; calcium-dependent cell-cell adhesion. The transcript has 17 exons. Lineage: Eukaryota; Metazoa; Chordata; Actinopteri; Perciformes; Gasterosteidae.
AUGUCGACAAUACACCUGGGUCUUUUCCUGGUGCUGUGUUUGGGAGUCGACUUUCUGAAAAGUUCAUCUUCGGGAAUUUUGAAGCGGCAAAAAAGAAGGUGGAUCAUCGAAUCCUUUGAAAUCGAUGAAGGUUACAAAGGGACGUUCCCAUACAAGCUGGGAAAAAUCGAAAUUGAAUCGGACUUGAUCUAUUUUGAGAUAAGCGGUCCAGGCAUUGAUGAAGAACCCUUGGACGUGUUGAAGAUCAACGAAAACACAGGCGUGAUUACAGUACACCGCCCCGUUGACUUUGAGCAUUUUCAAGUUUUAAAGGUGGGGUUCCAGGCUCUCGACAGUGAAAGCCACCUCAUAGACACAGAGCUGGGCAUUGAGAUUCAGAUUAUCGACGCCAAUGACAACCCUCCCAUGUUUGACCGCGACCGGUACGAGAUCAGCACAAAGGAGGCCACGUCACAAGGCACAGAACUGGUCACCCUCACGGUAACUGACAAGGACAAAAGUGAGGCGUAUCGGUCAUUUGAUUUAAAAAUAGUCUCAGUCCAUCCUGAACCAUCUGAUCUGGAGUUUUACAUAAUCAGGAGGCGUCAAAAUGGAAUAAUUUCAUUUAAAGGGUGUCUGGACCAUGAGAAAGCGGAGAAAUACACCAUUAUAGUUGAGGCCAGAGGGCAAGGAGAGGGACCGCAGCUCUCCAGCUCUUCCACCGUCGUAAUCCAUGUAGAAGAUGGAAAUAACCAUCUCCCUGUGAUGACUGGACAAACAGGUCUAGAUAGGGUGAGAGAAGGAGAAGAAAAUGUUCUCAUUAAACGUCUGCAAGUUAGAGACUCCGACACCCAAGGCACGCAGGCCUGGAGAGCCAAGUACCGGAUUCAAGGAGACGCAAACAACCACUUCAGAAUCUCUACCGAUCCCGAAACAAACGAAGGGCUUCUGUUUGUGGAAAAGCCCCUGGACUACGAAGACGGUGGUGUGAAGAACUUGACCAUCAGCGUGGAGAACGAGAUCCCCUAUGCCACGUGCAAGGUGGUCGGGCGCAGCACCACCGGCCUCUGGAGGGUGACCACAGGGGACCUCGCGCCGGAGACCCUCGGCGCGUCCGUGGGCCUCGUGACAGUGAUCGUGGAGGACGUCAACGAGCCGCCAGCUUUCAAACCGCCUCAAAAAGAAGUGGCGUUGGUCGAGAACGCCGAAGCCGGGAAGCACCUGGAGACCUUCACAGCCGUUGACCCUGACGUCGCCAGUGGCAGCACAAUUGUUUACAAAAAGGGAAACGACCCGGCUGAUUGGGUCAAAGUGGACCCCGAGACUGGGAAAAUCACCACUACCAAGGUCAUUGACCGCGAGUCGGCCUUUGUGAAAGACAGUGUGUACACUGUCACACUGUAUGCUAUCGACAAUGGUCAGCCUCCAAUGACGGGCACCGCGACCCUGAUCAUCCAAGUUGUGGACGAAAACGACAACGCCCCGUCCUUGGCUGUGAGCGCCAUCGACAUGUGCCAGUCGGACGGACGCUCACGGGCCAACAUCACAGGUUUGGACCCGGACGCAACGCCCUACGGUGGACCGUUCACCUUCCAGCUGAAGGGGACAGAGGCGGCCGGGUGGAAGCUCGACGCCACGCAAGGGUACUCGGUCAACCUGGUGAAGGAGCCCACGGUUCCUUCGGGAGAAUACGAGUUGCUGCUGGACGUGUUCGACCUUCAGGGUAUGAAGGCUUCACACAACGUGUCGGUUACCGUGUGCACCUGCGAGGACGCAACGAGCCCCAACUGUCACCAGCGCCCAGCCGCCACCGUUUCAGUUGGAGUGGGGGCCCUUGCGGUGGUCUUUUUCGGAAUAGUGCUGCUUGCAGGUGUGCUGCUUUUGGCUUUGCUGGUGUCAUGUGAGAAAAAGAUCUUUCUAUUCCCGGAUUACAGAGCAGAACAAAAUCUGAUGCAGAGUAACAGUGAGAAACCGGGGUCCGACUGCACGGUUGCAUGGCCAAAUUUUGGCAAAAUCCCAGAGAAAGAGCCUCCAAAUGCUGGGAUGUGGGAAGAAAUACACCAAUCCGUCUCUUCAACAAAGCAGCAUUACGAUUGGGGAAGCAGAGCAUCAUCAUUCAUGAACAGCCGGCACAGAAACCCAGAUAUCCGUUGGAAUUACCAGACUUGGGGCGGAGGCAAAGGAUAUUCUGCAGAUCAGGAUUUUGUUGGGAUCAACAACAUAGUGCUGAGUGGAAAACUAAAGCAGAGGCUCUCCGCCCUCCAGGAACCAGGAGAGGAGCUGGGUGAUUACGCUCCUUGCGUCUACGCCGAGGAGGGAAGCAACGCAGGCACCCACUCCCAGCUCGACGCCAUCUCCAUCUGUGACACUUCACCCGGGCCGGACUUGGACGUGGACCUGGACUCCAAGUUCAAUGACCUGGCCUCAAUCUGCUUGAAGAGAUGCAACCUCCUUCCCAACCACGCGUGACUGA